CUUCGGUCGCGAAGGUCCCAUAGAUCCCACAGUAAACUGCGAUGGACACCCUUUAGAUUGAUGAUAUCGGCUAUACUCUUAGCCGUCAGUGUGGGUUUCAUCAUCUAUGUCCUGAUUCCAUUUAUAGAAGGUUUUAUCGAAUUGCAAAAUUUUGCGAACUUGUUAUUUGUUAUAUUGCAUGUUUUUUACAUGUUUAACGUGGCCACUCUCAAGAAGAAAAGUCAGUGGGUGUUCUGGGUUGCAAGCUAUCUUAUCUUGGAUGCUGCAUCAAUACUCUUCGUGUUUUACGAUUCUAUCUUUAUUUAACACAUGGUUGGAAGGGAGCACAAUAGAAGAGUUUCUAGCGUAGGAAUAUGUGACCACGUGCAGAUAUUAGUGGC
Messenger RNA from Vavraia culicis subsp. floridensis, 380 nucleotides. RefSeq lists its product as uncharacterized. The record is from RefSeq and is a predicted model, not a curated record. The transcript has a single exon. The annotation marks the transcript as partial. NCBI's taxonomy places the organism in Eukaryota, Fungi, Microsporidia, Pleistophoridae.